Molecule: messenger RNA, 5876 nt
Organism: Frieseomelitta varia
Lineage: Eukaryota; Metazoa; Arthropoda; Insecta; Hymenoptera; Apidae
Exons: 5
Coding region: 16-744 (242 amino acids)
Molecular function (GO): growth factor activity
Source: RefSeq, a predicted model, not a curated record
CGGCGACACGCAGAUAUGUUUGGGGCGAUUUGGUUACCACAGCUUGCCGUUUUAGCGAAGAUUUUGUGCCUCCUGAUGGUGGUGAUGUGCGGGGCGGUGCCGGCAAUGGUGCGCUCCGUGAGUCUCUACUCGACUUGCAGCAGCGGCAAUGUUACCGUAAUUGGCCGCUCGAUCAAGGCCGUGGUACGCGAUGAUCUGAAUGCCCCUUAUCAAAAACUGACGACUCAGUCCGAGGACUUCAGUAGGAAGUUGUACAUCUUCGCGGAGAAAAGCCAACGAUAUAUUUGUUUCAACGAGCGGUGGAAACCCAUCGGCUUGCCCAAGAAGAAGAAGAACUCUAGGUGUCAGUUCUACGAGGAUUACAACGGCUCGUAUCUGACGUACAGAAGCGUGGUGAACAGUUCGCGAUACUUGGGCUUCAACAAGUUCGGCAAGCCGGUGAAGAACCGCGGCCGGCAGGAGUGCUUCAAUUUCAUCAAGUACAAUCCCCACGCGGACAUAAAUCACCACAACAACCUGGUGAACGCGGACAUGGGCGGGAUGGACCCGUACGUGGUGUCGAGGAAACCGUCGCCGGUGAUGAGGGCCAGCAAGAACUUGCUGUCGCAGACCGACAGCACGAGGGAGAUCGUUCACACGACGCACCGUUACCGGCAUCGAAGUUGGAAGCUGCGCCCAGCCGAGAAGAUCUCCGCGUCGCGGAGACGACUCGAGAGCCCUCUGUUCGAGGCGAACAAGUACUGAGCCGCGCACUGGGCUCGCCGAUCAAGACUGCCUCUCAUUCACACCUGCGAGAACACCUGAGAUCAGACUGCCAAAUACUACGCAUGGUGAUAUAUACGUACCGGUCGAGAUGUCAGGAAAACCCACGGCAACCACGCGGCACCACGUGAAACGCGGCUCGAAGCACGCGCCUCGAUUGAUCGCAACGAACAAAGCUAAGCUCGCCUCCCGCCCCCUCUGUGUCUCCUGCUCGCUUGCGUACUUACGACAAACAACAAUCAUCCCGACCAACAGUGGUAUCGCUACACACACAAACACAAACACACACACACACACACACACACACGCAGAGACAGACACGAGACAAGCAGCAGCAGACAACGAAAAACACUUGUUCGACGAGCGCACUGCAAAUUGCAGGAUGACAGUCUUGUUGGCUAGAGCUUUCGUUAAAUUCCAUUUCACACACUUGCCCCGACUGAAUCCUUUCAGGCAAGUAUGCACGAUAUCAUUUCAAUUUCUUUACCUUUUCUCUCUCUCUCUCUCUCUCUCUCUCUCUAUCUUUCUCUUUCUCUUCUCCAAAAGCCUUCUUUUACCCUCGUUCCCUUCUCGCUCCCCCUGCUCAUUUCGUUCCGUCGCUAAAUUUUUUGAUACCGUUCCCCUUUCAUUUUCACCGAUCAUCGAUUAUCGUGAAAACCUCAUUGUUUAAUGUCCAAACGUUUCUCGCACAAAACUGAAGGGGGAAAAAAAAAAAGAAAAAAAUCUACCGGGAGAGAUGUAGAAAAAAAAAAAGUUUCCAAGAGGGAAAGAACAGACAAGCGAAUGACAGUGUCGGAAGAUCAGUGUCGGAUGAUCGUUUAGCGAUGGAAGAAUUAAUACGUUGCGCGCGCGAUCGGCCUAAAUCGUUGCGCAAUCGGAUAGCUAGCCGUGCUUCAAGCGCAAAUGUCACAGACCGCCAAUAGACGCGCCCCAAGAGAGAGAGAGAGAGAGAGAGAGAGAGAGAGAGAGAGAGAUGCACGCCGACAGCGCGCCUCUAUCUAUUGCAAGUGUGUGUUUUCUCCUUGGUGUCGAACUUGGACCGAGGGGGGGAAAAAUAAAUCGUUGAUCAGCCGUGACCGAUUUUCUCUCUUCUUCCGGUAGCGGAAGACUCGAGAUUUAACGGAGCGACAAUUGCACAGGUUGCACAGUAAUUCGGGGAUAAGAUUCGAGUCGACGAAGGAAGGAAACUCGCGUAGAUUACUCGCGGAGUAGGAGCGCGCGCUGAAAAAAAAAAAAAAAAAGAAAAAGGUAUGUAAUAAACUCUUUGGCGCGCUGGCGCAGUAGAGCCUCACGCUGCGCAAAGACUCUCUCGCUCGCUGUGCUAAUUACGCCGCCUAAUGUAGCGUGCGUGCGUGCGUGCGUGCGUGCGUGCGUGCGUGUGUGCGUACGUGCGUACGCGCUUGCCUGCCUGCGUGUAUGAAUAAUGUGUGUGCGUGAGUGCGUGCGUGCGUGCUCGCGACGUACACGCAGUUCUCACCGUCGCGUCCCGUUUCGAAGUCGAGGAAGCUCGACAGCGAUGCGAUCCCUUUAUCGCAAAUCGCUAUCGUUUAUCAACUCUGCUGGCUCCGUUCACCUGACCGUUUUUUACAUUUUAAUUCCGAUCGAUAUUAUUUAUACUGUAUAAAAAGGGAAAUAUGUAUAGAGAGGAAAACCAAAAAAAAAAAAAAAAAAAAAAAAAAAAAAAAAAAAAAAAAAAAAAAAAGAAAAAGAACAAAAAAAAAGAAAGAAAGAAGAGAAAGAUGUAGACAGGUGCGUGCGACAGUCGACUACUCGGAUAACGCACACGCAUACAUACACACGACACGAACAAAGAGAGAGACGACUGUUUCUUAAACAGAGAAUCGGUAUACACAAUCCCCAGGAGAGCAAGACACGCGAUAGUGUAUAUAUAUUUUUCGUAUUCAGAAAAAGAAGAAAAGAGAGAGAGAGAGAGAGAGAGAGAGAGAAAAAAGAACGGUGUUUCGACGCAAUAAUGGACGCAUACAAAUAAUAAUGAACGGGAUCUCUGAGUAUUUUAUACGACGAUGUAUUUGAAAUGAUAAUUAUUAUUUUCGAUGCGCGAUUUCGUCAACGCCGACGAACGAGUGUAAUUCAUACAGAAAAAUCUAUUUUUCUGAUAUAUAGGAAUGAGAGUGAGAUAGUUACUGAGAGAGUUAUCGGCUUAAACUGCGUGUUCGUGUACGAGCUUAAGUAUUUGUGUGCAUUCUGGAGCGCGUACGUAUAUCUGCCUCUGUGAACUGCGUGUGACUGCGUGUAAUAUAUUAUACGAUCGUUAAUGAAGUGUUGUAAUCCUUAGGAUGCUAUCGCAGACUGUAUUACUAGGUUAGGUAACACGAAUAUAUGACGCGGUGGCGACUCGACGAAAAGAAUCGGAGGUACACGUUCCUCACGGCCUCGCGACUUUUCUAUUCUUCCCCUUACCCCUCCCCCCUCCCGCAAGCUUUGUUUCCCACGUUAUUGUUUCCAAAAUCGGCGACCAAAACUCGAACGAGUUUCGUCGUUCGAACUCAAGACAAGGCCGCACGGAGCCAUAUCCCUGAUUCCUUCGUUUUUCGCAGAUUCGCCACGUAAGGAGCGCCUGCCCCUUCCCCCCUCCCCCCAUCCCUAAAAAUGAACUCGCUCCCUAGGUAGCUUAUUUAUUGAAAUCACAUGUUUAGAUAGUACGAAAACCAAACCGCCCGAGAACACCUUUUCCUCGUAUAUCACUCUGUGUAUAUACGGAAAUGUGCGCUGCUCUCUCUUUUAUUUUACUUGUCGCUAUUUUCCUUUCCUUUUUUUUGUUCGUUACUACUCAUUAUUUAUCGUACAUUCUUCUUUCCUUUUCAAAUUAUUCUUCUAGAACAAAGCCGGCCUGGUUGCUAGCGCUAGCCCCCACUUUGCCACUGAUGCAGUGGAGGGGAUAGCGCUAGCGACCAGAAAAGUAGGGGCAUGACCGCCAGUUCGCCGGCUUCUAAAAGAAUUUAACGUUUCGUGAUCAAUCAACAGAUCAAUCGAUAUAUAUCAUUUUAUUUCGUUGUUCCGUAUUAAGAAUUUCAUCAUCACCUUCUUCUUUUUCCUCCUCAUUCUUCUUCUUCUUCUUCUUUUUUUUUUUUUUGACGAACGUAAGAUACGUAACAAUGCAAUUAUUUCUCUUUUUUAUUCGAUAUAUAAUCCUACUCAUAUUCGCGUUAGUUUGAACGAUCGUCAUUCUCACCGUUGUACUUACUUUCUUCUCACCUACUACGUUGUCAGUCUUAAAUCCGAAAAUACUCAAUACCUGAUUAGUUAAUUUUCGUUUUCGUACGAGUGGCAGUGCGUAAAAGCCCCAUUACCACCACCCCGAACGGUGUUUGUACGUGUCGGUGAAAAAGCAAAAAAAAGUAGACAGCAAAUUGUUCGUAGAAGUGCCACGCUCCGUUCGAUAAACCGAGAAGUGUGAAUUGAAAAUAAACACCAAUGCGGAAUUACUCUGUCAGUUGCAUUCAUUCUGGCGCCUUUCUUCGGGAAGAAAGGUUUCCCAAUUCCGUCGAAUCAUUUUCGAAGUAUCGCGGCUACGAGGCAGAGUGAAACUACAGGAUCACCGCUCGCGCGAUUUUUGUUUUUUCACGAUCUCGUCUGUCGGCGCGUGGCGCGUGCAAGCUAAGUACGAUAAAAUUUCGCGCGCAAAACAAAAUAAAAAGAAAAAAAAAAAAAAAGAGAAAAUGCCAGCAGUUGACUAUUAAGGAAGAAUGAAACAGAUAAACGAUAUUGUAACUCCACCACUGAAAGAUUAACUUGCUCGUUUGGUAUGUGUAAAUGUAGCGUCACUGCGUCGAGAAUCGCGGCACAAUGAGAACCGAUGCUCGAAACGAGCGAAAGACAGAAUCACCGACGAGUAUCCUUCCUCAGAAUCGUCAGUUUGCUCGAUGUCAAGUCAGUUGGCGUUUAGUUUUUAUAUAUAUCUAUAUACGUGUAUUACGAAAUUUCACGAUGACAUUUUUUCUACUACGACAUUCCGAUAUUUCGGAGCGGCCACGGAGUAUCUAUAGUUGCGUUUAGCAUUUGACGAGAGCAAGUAGCAUUUUUAAUAACGCGAGAGGAAAUUAGCAGGAGGGAUAAACCCGGUUGAUUGACGCGUGCCUUGACCUCGAGCACCGCAGUGACCUGUCUGAAUUCCUCCCUUCUUUGUUUUUCUUUCCUUUUUUUUUUUCUUCUUUUCUUUCUUUUCUUACUUUCUCACAAUCGACAAACCCAAACCGGCAGAAGAAAUAAGAUGAGGAAACGAAUGAAACACGAGAGAUGAAUCUGACUACCCUAUAGAUAGAUAGUAUAUAUAAUGAAUAAAGAAAAAAUGGUGAGAUAUAAAUACACACGUAUAUGUGUGUGUGUGUGUGUGUGUGUGUGUUUGCAUGCGUGUGUGUAUGUGUAUGAAAAGAAAGAGGGAAUGUUAUAUACAUACAUACAUAUAUAUAUGUAUGUAUAUGUUUAUGUAUGUAUGUAUAAAUAUAUAUGAUGUGUAUGUAAGAUAUUUAAUACCGACUUGUCUUAAGCACACCACGAUGAUCGAAUGCGAUGAAACGAUGAUAAUAAUUAAUGAUUGUUGUAUAACGAACGACGACGACGAUGAUGAUGAUGAUGAUGAUGAUGAUGAUGAUGAUGAUAAUGUUACUCUACAUUGUAAUUCGCGUUGUAAUAUAGAGACCCACCUGUUACCCACUAAAUCGAUGUGUCGAUGUAUCCCGGACGUGCCACGCUCGUACACGCAUCGAGGGGAAAUCGAGGAUUGCGUUCCCAUGGGCGGCGGACGUUGGACACCAGCCAAUAAGUUUAAGAACUCAGAUUUUUCUAUGAGAGAAGGACUACGACCGAACAGGGCCAUUAUCUGCUCUCGAUGUCCAACGACCUCCGGCAUCCGAGCUAAACGAAAUCGUUUUCCAACCGCUUACCGAUCCUCAGUAUUAAUCGUAUCGAGAACGCCCGGUUCCGUUACCGAAGCAGCUCGUUACUACGAGCGCAGCACGCCCGGAGCAACUAGCAAUAAAUAUAACAUUCCAACCUUAAAUCGCGUACGUACUGCGAAUUCUAAUAAUGUGUGCCGCCGUACGAGAGAGAAAAAAAAAAACACUGUCAAAUACACGCUCAUACACUGCUACGUA